AUGAGUCAAACAAAAUCGACUUUUGAUGCGCGUGUCACAGAUGAAAAUUCAGUUGUCCGAUCUUCCAUUCCAUUGCAUUCGCUCUGUCAUAUCCAUCGACCGAUCGUUUUUCUUUGGUUCACUGCAGAGAUCUUAAUCUUUGUCUGGAAAGGCCUUGUCGGUAUGGAGCAAGACAAUUGGGGAGUCUACGGCGUCGAAAUCUUGGGAUUAUGUUUAACAUUGACACUGGAAUACAUUCGUUUGGAAAUUUUACUCUAUGCCAAUCUCACUGAACAUUUAUUUUAUAUCCUCAUUGGCUUCAUAUGGACAGUUCUGUCGAUCGGAGCAUUUCUUUAUUGGACAUUUUUUCAGUGGUUUGUAUUAAAACUUGAACUGAUUAUUGGUUGUACUCAACUAGGAUUUUGUGUCUUUGAAUUAAUUCUCGUAUUUACGGCCGUUUUAUCAUUUUGCAAAAAACCAGCCAAGCAAAAGACAAAUUAA
This is a messenger RNA of Adineta ricciae, 480 nucleotides long. The record is from the annotation of a GenBank genome assembly. Lineage: Eukaryota; Metazoa; Rotifera; Eurotatoria; Adinetida; Adinetidae.